This is a messenger RNA of Pogona vitticeps (central bearded dragon), 2790 nucleotides long. Lineage: Eukaryota; Metazoa; Chordata; Lepidosauria; Squamata; Agamidae. The record is from RefSeq and is a predicted model, not a curated record.
GGAUUAAAAAUGGAAUGUGACUAUAGAGCCUAGAUUGGAGAGCAUGGAAAAGACAUCACCGGCAGCAGCAAACACCCAGGCACUCCGCGCACAGACGUUUUCCGUGCUUCAGCAGCCUGCUCCUGUCAAAGCUGUUGUCCCUAGCUUUGAAAUCAUGGCAGCUGAUGUUUACAAGAAGAAAGGUGGAGAUAUGCUCAAUGGCUCCUUGGUCCCAGCUGACAGGCCGCAUGCCGAGAGGGCAGAGAGUCCUACGCCAGGACUGGCUCAGGGAACGGAACCAGGGGCCGGCCAAGAGGGAGCCAUGUUUGUUCAUGCGAAGUCCUAUGAGGAUCUAAUUGGUGCAGAUCACCAAGAUGCAACCCCUCAGAGCCCAGAUGAGGAGGAAGAAUCCCAGGCUGACCAGACAAAGAUGGAGGAAAUCAGCAAGGACUUCAGUGAGCUGAGCACCCAGCUUACUGGCAUCCCAGUGGACGUGGAAGAAGAGAUAAGACAAAGUGGAGAGGACAAGGAGGAUUUCUUGCCACAGGUCUCGCGCCGAGAUUCAGUUCUGUCAGGGAAGGAGGAAGAAGAUAUAACUAUGGAGGCCUGGCGUAUGCAUCAGAAGCAUGUUUUUGUACUAAGUGAGGCAGGCAAGCCGGUGUACUCUCGGUAUGGGUCUGAAGAGGCCCUGUCCAGUACCAUGGGAGUGAUGAUGGCUCUAGUGUCCUUCCUAGAAGCUGAGAAGAAUGCCAUCAGAUCUAUUCAUGCAGAUGGCUACAAGGUGGUGUUUGUACGCCGGAGUCCCCUGGUGCUGGUCGCUGUGGCGCAGACCCGGCAGUCUGAGCAAGAAAUUGCUCAAGAGCUCCUUUACAUCUAUUAUCAGAUAGUCAGCCUUUUGACAUGGACCCAGCUCAACCGCAUCUUCCAGCAAAAGCAAAACUAUGACCUGAGGAGAUUGCUGGCCGGCUCUGAACGCAUCACUGACAACUUGCUGGAAUUGAUGGCUAAGGACCCCAGUUUUCUGAUGGGCGCUGCUCGUUGCCUGCCUAUGGCCUCAGGAGUCAGGGAUGCUGUGAGCGCCUGCCUCCAGCACGCCAAAGCCAAAAGCCUGGUGUUUGCCAUCCUGCUUUCCAAGAACCAGCUGGUGACUUUGGUGAGGAAAAGGGACCAGUUCCUGCACCCGAUUGAUUUGCACUUACUCUUUAAUCUCAUCAGCUCCUCUUCAUCUUUUAGAGAAGGAGAAGCGUGGACUCCCAUCUGUUUGCCCAAGUUCAACUCCAGUGGUUUCUUCCAUGCCCACAUUUCCUACUUGGAACAGGACACAGACUUGUGUCUUGUCCUGAUCUCCACUGACCGCGAGGACUUCUUUACCGUUUCUGACUGUAAGCGCAGAUUCCAGGAACGCCUGAAGAAGCGUGGUGUUUAUCAUCCUCUCUUGGAGGCACUGCGCACCCCUUUCUACAGUGUCUUCCAAGUGGGAAUACCAGACCUACGACACUUCAUCUACAAGUCAAAGAGUUCGGGGCUCUUCACUGGCCCAGAGAUUGAUGCUCCCUACAUCACUGAAGAGGAAAAGGAGAGACUUCUGGGAUUGUAUCAGUAUUUACACAGCCGAGCCCAUAAUUCCUCUCGUCCUCUGAGUAACAUCUAUUACACUGGAUCAAAUGAAAAUCUCCUGGCUUGGGUGACCAGUGCUUUUGAGCUGUACGUCUGCUUUAGCCCCCUGGCAACCAAAGCAGCAGCUGUCAGUGCUGUCAACAAACUUAUGAAGUGGAUACGCAAGGAGGAGGACCGGCUCUUUAUAUUAGCUCCCCAGACAUACUGACCACUGUGCCCCAUUCUAUCUGAUCAGCACAUAUUGAGUUUCUUCUUCUCCAUCUAGUGAAUGCCCCAAGGAACUUCCUCACACCUCUCUGUCUCUCUCUCUCUCUCUCUGUGUAUGGUAGAUUUGCCUCAUAGAUAUAAGGGAGAGCUGGGUCGUCAGAUAGCAGAACUUUCUACCUGCAUUUGAGAAGGAGAGUUGAACUUCAGUUUACACUAGAUUUUGAUACUAAGUUUUCUGCAUCUGGAACAGAACAUGGACCUGAUGUCCUCAUACAAGUCUCUGCUGAGAUUUCUUUCAUCCUAGAUUGUCCCUUUUCCCACUUCUUCCACUUUUGGGGGGUGGGACAGACUGAUUUAAUCAAACCCAGUCCUUAUCUCCAUGACCCAUUUUCUUUCCUUUUCAUUCCAGUAAUAGGCAAUGUUUUCCACUACAUUUGCCUGCAGGGUACACAGGACUGACGGUGCAAUUAGAUGGCUCAGUUAUCCUGGCCUGGAUUGGUCAUGCUAAACAGGUUUCAUUUGGACAUAUGGAUCAACAAAACCACACCUCAGAGCCUUAUUAAUUCAAGAUAAAAAUUGGCAAAAUGCAUUUUAACAUGGACACAACACUACCAACUACUGGAGGUCUGUUGGUGUCAAUAGUUGGAACUAUAUGUGGCAAUGCACAGAGACCCACCUAAAAAUGGUCUGAGAUCCACAAGUGGACCAUGGCCUGAAGUACGAUACACCCAGCUAUAAACAGUACAUGCAUCGCUACCCUGGGGUUUAGCUUGUCCUAGGAUCAACCCUGAUGUAAAAGAGGUGAUAAGGUCCAUUCCUUCUCUAACAUCACUAUUGGACUGGACAGUAGGAAGGUAUGUGAGCCACACCUACCCUGUUUCCCAUCAGUACCAUUAAGGACCACAACCAACCCUUUUUUUUUCUUUUCUUUUCUAAAGGCUGUUUCAGAUGAGAUGUCUUUAAAUUGGGCAAUCACAUUCUCUAGAA